CAGAGAUAUACAUCAAGAACAGACAGCAGUAACAACAUUCAUUAUUGAUAGCCUAUCAUAAAUCACCUUUUAUGUAAUAAUAAUAUUGCAUAAUUAUCCUUUUUUUUUCUUUCUUUCUUUCUUUUCCCUUUCCCUUUCCUUUCCUUUUUUAAAAUAAAAAAAAAAACUUAUAAAUAUAUAUAUAUAAUUACUACAUGUCAGAUUCACCUCCAUUAACAGAUUCAGAUACAUCAGAUACAGAAAGAGAUUUAGCAACCAUGUUGGAUACAUACAUGAAAGGAAAACAAGUAGAAAAUCCAUUUAUGAGUAAUACCAUUGUAAAGGAAGAAAAAGAAUCCAUGGCUCCUCAAAGUUUAACAUCAAGAGUAAAAAGAGCUUCAAAUGAACAUAUUCGAAUUCUAUCCUCAGAGAUGAUACACUAUUUGAAACAGCAUGAAUUUAAAGGUAAAGGAGAAAUAAUAACAACAGAAAUUAGAUAUUCAAAGGGCUUCUUAUUCUCUAUUUCUCAAGUGAGAGGUAGUAAAGGCAAGACUUAUACUGUCACUAUUGGUCCUAAAAUACAGUGUACUUGUGUAGAUCAUACAAUGAGAGCUAUUCACUGUAAACACAUACUUUAUAUCUUGUUAAAAGAACUUCAAGUACAAAAUUUAUCUUCUAUUAUCUAUCUUACUUUAUUUCCUUCAGAUCAAGUAAAGUAACACACACACACACAUUAUCUUUUUUCUCUUCUAAUCAUCAACAUUCAUAGCUUUUAAAUGAUGUUUUCUCAACUUAUUAUGGAUUAACUGAAGAAGAAGAAAGAGUUUAAAUUGCUUAUUUUUUUUUGUAUAUAAAAUAAUAAAAUGAUCAUCUUUGUAGUCUAUCAUGCAGCAACAUAAACAUA
Cokeromyces recurvatus is the source of this 883-nucleotide messenger RNA. RefSeq lists its product as uncharacterized. The transcript is spliced from 3 exons. Bases 195 to 698 code for a protein of 167 amino acids. Gene Ontology annotation, molecular function: ubiquitin protein ligase activity; zinc ion binding. The record is from RefSeq and is a predicted model, not a curated record. Lineage: Eukaryota; Fungi; Mucoromycota; Mucoromycetes; Mucorales; Mucoraceae.